AUGGGCAAUCCAAACCUCAUCUUAACUUUGAAGGCAUACGAGGAGACUCCUGGGGUCAGCGCCUUGCAGUUGCAACAUAACAGCGAUCGCUAUAUCCCCCCACCCAGCGAGUCCGAUUUCGAUGUCCGGAGUCGAGAGGCCACUCCUUUUCUGGACCCCGACGAGAAUAAUAACGAUCUGAGAGCGCGAGAAACCCAUCGACUCUGUUUCACUUUUGACCAUCCACCGAAGGAGAUUGGGCGGGGCUUUUCAUUCGGCACAGACCAGAAAUGCGACGUCUUGUUGGCUGAAAACAGAGGCCAACGAGGUAUUAGCGGGUUCCAUUUCUAUAUCACCUUUGACGACAAAGGUUAUCUUAUUAUUAAAGAUGAGUCGACCAACGGAAUCGCUGUUAGCUACGAUGGUUGGGGAGCAGAAAAAAAACGACAUCACUUCAAAUGGAUCGUAUUCUCCGAUAGGAAGCUGCGGAUCCAUCUUCCGAAUGGGUUCUAUCUUGAAAUUGAGUUGCCGAAUCAUGAGACUUGCCAAACUGAGUAUCAUGUCAACCUUAGGGCAUAUCUGAGAGAGAAACACGAAGCAUCCCUUCCGCACAGCUUUCCGGACAUUCACAGUCACAUUACAACUGCAUUACCAAGUCAGCGGUUGUCUCCCAGAAAAGCACCCAUCUAUCUGCCGGGGGACAUACUUGGCAAAGGGACGUUCGGAACCGUUCGUUUAGUGACGGAUGUGAGCACUGCAGAGGUGUAUGCAGCGAAAGAAUUUCAUUUUAUUACUAAGUUUAACUUCAUUCAAGAAGUGGAGAUUAUGAGAGGAAUCUUGCAUAGGCAUAUCGUUCGAUUUAUAGCUUACGAUGACGAAACUCAACCCCAGCUGAUCAUGGAAUACCUACCUCUUGGAAAUCUGGCGGACCAGCAUCGCGAAUGCCCUCUCAGUGGGUCAGAGCUUCGACAGCUCCUUCUUCAGGGCCUUGAUGCUCUGCAACACCUCCAUUCCUUACACAUUGUGCACCGGGAUAUCAAACCAGAGAAUAUCCUUGUUCAGAAUCGCCAUACACCCUUGCACAUAAAGUUAGCUGAUUUCGGUCUCUCGAAAGACUUAUCCUUUCUCAAAACAAUGUGUGGAACACCAUCUUAUAUUGCGCCAGAAGUCCUGGAAGUACAUAGAGAACGUUUAAGGUAUCCAGGAAACCACACUAAUAUCAGCUAUGACAGGAAAGUCGACUUGUGGUCCUUGGGAGUUGUGGUGUUGCAGUAUGCAGACAGCCUUCCGAACAUCAUCCCUAUGUCUCAUGAAUGGUAUCAGCACAUCUCUAUGGCUGUUGAAGACCUUUCCGGCCGUGGAACGGACCAACCUAUGUUUACACUUCUGCAAAAAAUGUUGCAAAUACAACCUGAAGACCGACCCACGGCGAUAGAGUGUUUUCGUGAAGCUUGCGACAUUGGUUUGGAUAGCGACUCCUCUUGCGUGACUCCUACAAAGGCAGACAAUGGAGGUGACCAUGGCUUAGGCAAUGAAUUAUCCCAAUCUAAACUAUCAACCCAACUUCAUUUGCUACACAGCAACGAACCGGAUUCCCCCACACUGAUCAAAAGACAGCGAUCGUCACGUGGAUCGAUUGGACGCCCCAUCAAAUGUCAACGAGACGAAAUCCAUAGCCUAAUUGUUCAGAUGUUCAGUGAUUUGCAUAGGCUGGGAAUUCUCCGUGCAAAUGGCGACCGGAAAGUGGUUGAGAUGCUUGAGACAGAGUUCUCUCAAUUGCAGGUCACUAGUGUCGAAAUUGUACCAACCGAAGACGAAGAAAUAGUAAUCAAGGCUGUGGAUUCCAGCAACAAGAAAUUUGUCCUUGCUUGCAUAGAACCCUCGAGUUCGAUACGAGAUCCGUUGGAUCUCGUUCUUCAAAUUGUCGCUAAUUUUCGACCCUCUGGAGCAUCACUUCGGGAUGAGCAUGCAACACUUAAGCCUCGGCCUCCACCGAAUGAUCCAAUCAACCGAAGAGCGCGGCAGCAUGAUCUAUCUUCACAUACCCUUCUCCAGAAAUCGGCUGUACCUAAAUCUAAUCUUCCUAUAGCACAAGAAGUUGUUGCUGAUGAGACAAGAGGGACUAAGCGCUAG
Molecule: messenger RNA, 2112 nt
Organism: Histoplasma capsulatum G186AR
Lineage: Eukaryota; Fungi; Ascomycota; Eurotiomycetes; Onygenales; Ajellomycetaceae
Product: serine/threonine-protein kinase
Exons: 3
Coding region: 1-2112 (703 amino acids)
Biological process (GO): meiotic recombination checkpoint signaling; protein phosphorylation
Cellular component (GO): cytoplasm; nucleus
Molecular function (GO): ATP binding; protein binding; protein serine/threonine kinase activity
Source: RefSeq, a predicted model, not a curated record